Lactuca sativa (garden lettuce) is the source of this 414-nucleotide messenger RNA. RefSeq lists its product as uncharacterized. NCBI's taxonomy places the organism in Eukaryota, Viridiplantae, Streptophyta, Magnoliopsida, Asterales, Asteraceae. The record is from RefSeq and is a predicted model, not a curated record.
AUGGGGGAUUCCUCAGUUUCCACUUACUGUGUUCAUAUCAAGAAAAUCAUAGAUCAACUUGAGAACUUUGGAGCCCGGUUUAGUGAUCGAAAUUUGAUGUCUCAUCUUCUCAGUGUAUUGUCCUCCAAGUUCUCAUACAUUGCCAUCACCAUUUUCCACACUGAACCUUUUCCUUCCUUCAUGAAAUCCCGUUCUAUGCUAGCUGUGGAGGAACAAGAACUCAUGCAUGAUCAAACUAAGAACCAUGUUUCCCCUCACACUGAUCAUUCUUCCUCCCCACAGGUUUUGGCAACUGAUGGUACGUUCCAACAGUCAUCUCGUAGGGCUAAUUCUUUGUGUGGCAACAGUCGAGGUAGUCGGAAUCAAGGCAGAGGAAGUCGCUUUAGUGGUGGUCGGUCUGACAGUGGACAGUAG